Molecule: messenger RNA, 561 nt
Organism: Emiliania huxleyi CCMP1516
Lineage: Eukaryota; Haptophyta; Isochrysidales; Noelaerhabdaceae
Exons: 1
Biological process (GO): regulation of transcription by RNA polymerase II
Source: RefSeq, a predicted model, not a curated record
UGCGCCGUGUGCGGCGAGGAGGACUCGUUCGAGGACAACCCGAUCGUGCUGUGCGACCGGUGCGACCUCGCGGUGCACCAAAAUUGCUACGGCGUGCACCGGCUGCCGCAGGGGGAGUGGCUCUGCGACCCGUGCGCCGCCGGCGAGACGACGAGCACGCUCGGGUGCCCCGGCUGCCCUCGCAAGGGCGGCGCCUUGAAGCGGACGCGCGACGGGGAGUGGGGCGGCUGGGCUCACGUCGUGUGCACGCUCUUCCUGCCCGAGACAGGCUUCCUCGAGCCCGAGGCGCUCGACCGGGCGGCCGGCUUCGACCUGAUCCACCCGGACCGCAAGAAGCUCAAGUGCCACCUGUGCGACGAUGCGGGCGACCGCGUCUGCGGCGGAAAGAUCCAGUGCACCCACGGCAGGUGCCAAAAGGCCUUCCACCCGACCUGCGGCAUGGCGCACGGCCUCACGAUGCAGAUCACCGACGAGGGCAACAUCGGCUACUGCGCGGCGCACGCGCCGGGCGCGCCGGCAAAGGCGCGCGCGCAGGGGCGGCGGCGUAAGAGCAAGGCCUAA